Eucalyptus grandis is the source of this 1413-nucleotide messenger RNA. Its product is annotated as putative disease resistance RPP13-like protein 1. Gene Ontology annotation, molecular function: ADP binding. The record is from RefSeq and is a predicted model, not a curated record. The transcript is spliced from 2 exons. Gene Ontology annotation, biological process: defense response to other organism. Lineage: Eukaryota; Viridiplantae; Streptophyta; Magnoliopsida; Myrtales; Myrtaceae. Bases 1 to 1413 code for a protein of 470 amino acids.
AUGGCGACGGCGCUUAUCGGCGGAGCAUUUCUCUCGGCUUUCCUCCAGGUGCUCUUCGACCGGAUGGCCUCCCGCGAGGUCGUCGACUUCUUCCGGUCGCGCAAGCUCGGCAAGGGGAGGCUGCUGCAGAAGCUGGAGGUCGCCCUCCUGUCCGCGAACGCUGUGCUGGACGACGCGGAGGAGAAGCAGAUGACCAACGACUCCGUCAGGAAGUGGCUCGACGAGCUCAAGGACGCCGUGUACGACGCCGACGACCUGUUCGACGAGAUCGCCGCCGAGGAUCUGGAGCGAGAAGCCGGGUUCGAGCCUCGGGCCCUCGCUUGUAAGGUCUGCAGCUUCGCUUCGGACGCUUGUGCGAGUGGACUAGGGGAUAAGUUAGAGAAGGUUCUGGAGAGAUUGGAGAGCGUGGUGAAGCAGAGAGAAGUGCUGGGCCUAAGGGAAGGUAUUCGCGAGAGGACGCCUAGAGCUUUGCCGACCACUUCGUUGGUCGAGGAAUCGGGAGUUUUCGGGAGGGAGAAGGACAGGGAGGCGGUGAUCGGGUUGCUCUUGUCGGAUCGGGGUGAAAAGAACACCAGCGUGAUGGCCAUAGUUGGGAUGGGUGGUGUUGGUAAGACCACGCUGUCCCAGCUCGUGUUCAACGAUCGGAAGAAAUUCCUAUUGCUGUUGGAUGAUGUUUGGAAUGAGGACUCAAAUAUUUGGAAUGCGUUCCUAGUUCCUUUUAGCUAUGGAGCAAGAGGCAGCAAAAUCAUCGUGACAACAAGAAAUGAGGGCGUCGCAUUGGUUGCUCGUGCCUUCUCGACAUACUAUUUACAGAAGUUACAAGACAAGGAAUGUUGGGACUUGUUCGCACAACAUGCAUUUGAAGAGCAUAACUUCGAGGCGCGCAUGAGACUUGAAGAUAUUGGGCAAAGAAUUGUUAAGAGAUGUGAUGGAUUGCCUCUUGCACUGAAGACUAUAGGUAGCUUGUUACGCUAUGAGUCUGAUAUCAGGAAGUGGGAAAUAAUUGCAGAGAGUGAUAUUUGGGAUUUGGCACCUGGAAAGAAUGAAAUUCUCCCUGCGUUGUUGUUAAGUUAUCAUUACCUUCCUCCACAACUGAAACAAUGUUUUGCCUACUGUUCAAUCUUCCCAAAGGAUUGUAGAUAUGAGAAGGACCAACUGAUCUUACUUUGGAUUGCUGAGGGCUUGAUAAAACAACCUAAGGACAGCAGGACAUUAGAGGAAGUAGGUGAUCAGUGCUUCUGUGAUCUAGUGUCUAGAUCUUUGCUUCAUAGAGUAAGCAACGUUGAAUCAAGUUUCUGGAUGCAUGAACUGGUCAAUGACUUAGCAAGAUAUGUAGCUGGUCGAUCUUUUAUAGCUUGGACGGAGUCAAUUCCCACCAGGUGUCCUCAAGCACUCGCCAUUUGUCAUUUGUAA